This is a messenger RNA of Meloidogyne enterolobii, 672 nucleotides long. Lineage: Eukaryota; Metazoa; Nematoda; Chromadorea; Rhabditida; Meloidogynidae. The record is from the annotation of a GenBank genome assembly.
UUUAUCGAGGAAUUUUUUGUGAUGGUCCCAAGAAAAUUAAAGUUGCUGUUAAAUUAUUUAGCUACAGUACAACUUCGAUAAGGUUUGAAAAAUUGGAAGAUUUACUAAAGGAUCCGAAAAAUGAGAUGGAUGUAUUUGAGGCAUUUUAUAAUCAAAAUCAUUCAGACCAAAGUGGCAUUAUUAAAAUGUUUGAUGGCGGUGAAAUUCAAAAUAUCGUGUAUGCGGAUAAAGAUACUCGAGUCGGUUUUAAAUAUCUAAUUAUAACUGAAUUGGGAGGAGAUAACUUUUUUAAAUAUAUUGAAGAUGAAAUCUACGUCAGAAAAGGACUUUCAGAAUCGGAAAUAAUGACGGAAUUAGAGCAACCAGCAACUUGUCUUAUUCAAAUUCACAAAGGUUUCUUCAUACUUGUAUUUAUUUAAAUAUUUUAGUUGCUAUUCAUAUGGAUUUUAAACCAGAAAAUCUUGUAUUUGAUUCUAAAAACAAUUUAAAAGCUAUAGACUUUGGAGGAAGUAUUCUAUUGCCUAAAGAAAAAUCUCGUUCAGAUGGAAUUCGAGUAAAAAGGAAAACCACAUCGCUUUAUAUAAUGCCGCCUGAGAUAAAUAUACCGCUAAAAUUUGAACUAAAUAAGAAUUAUAAAUCUAAGAAUUCUGCUACAUACAGCAAAGAAUAUGC